AUGUCCAGAGAAGAUGGAGCCGCUCCUGCGACAGCUGAGCCUGCUGCAGCCAAACCUGUUGCAGCCGAUCCCUUUGCAGCGGAGCCUAUUGCAGUUCACCUUCCCGUAACUGAGCCCGAUGAAGCCAAGGCUAAGCCUGCUGCCCCCAAACCUCAGCCUUCUUCUCUUAACAAGGAUUACAGUGGCCAUUAUUACCCACCUAAUCCAUCUCUGAAUAUUCCUUAUGGCCCAAGGAAUUCGCAACCUCGUCUUUACUAUGCACGGAUGAAUACAAUCCCCAAUUACCCUGGGCAUCCUGGCUCUGCAAAAGGAUUACCUCCCUAUCCCUGGAUUCUCACUGCUCCUGGAGGACCCUAUAUCUACAACAUCCCUGGCUCUCCUUCAGCUACUGGAUUAACCAAUCCUUUCCUUCCUCGCCAUCCUCCUGGGGUUCUUCCCUUUGUCCCUCCUUCGAGGAUUUAUGCAGCACCUGUUGCCCCACCUGUUGCAGCUGAGCCUGCGGCAGCCUCUCCUGUUGCAGCUGCUCCUGUUGCAGCUGAGCCUGCAGCAGCCGCUCCUGUUGCAGCUGAGCCUGGCCCAUUUAACUCAUGGAUUCCUCCUUUCUCUGGGAUUCUACAGCAGCAGCAACAGGCUCAAAUUCCAGAAUUCUCCCAGUUGUAUUUAUCAACUCUAGACCGGUUUGCUAGACUGUUCCCCAAUCAGGUACCUUUCCCAGGACAGGUCAGUUUUGUCCAAGGAGCCCAGGCAGACCAGCUGGACCCUUCCCAGCCUCAAACAGCACCACCAACACAACAAGGCCCUAAUCAGGUGGUACCUUAUGUAUUCUCCUUCAAAAUGCCUCCAGAGCAAGCACAGAUCAGUGACAGUGAUGAAUCAUCUUUACAGAUUUUUGUGCCCCCACGAAAUCCAUUUUUCCCCCCACAAAAUCCAUUUGGCCGGUACCCUCCAUUCCUAUAUCCUCCAGGUUACUGGUACAGAUAUUUGGGUUUUCCUUUUCCAAUACCUGCGUCUGUCUCUACAAAUACCCCUCCUAAUGGAAAGUAA
Propithecus coquereli (Coquerel's sifaka) is the source of this 1044-nucleotide messenger RNA. RefSeq names its product proline-rich protein 27-like. NCBI's taxonomy places the organism in Eukaryota, Metazoa, Chordata, Mammalia, Primates, Indriidae. The transcript has 6 exons. Bases 1 to 1044 code for a protein of 347 amino acids. The record is from RefSeq and is a predicted model, not a curated record.